UUGUAAUUAGUUUCUCUCUAGUAGAUCUUUUACCAUCAAUGCUUUACCGAGAAUUUAGACGGAUGCUGCGGCUACUACACUGAUUAGUAGCUUUAUCGACUAGAGCCACGUCAUGGAGGAGGACGCUAACGGAACCACGGGAUCCAUCGGAGGUCUGGGCUACUGGAAGCAGAACCUCUAUCUUCUACAAGAGCGAGCUCCCAAACCAAUUCCAGUACUUUGUACUCGCAAAAUCGACAAUCGUCCUCCACAAUAUGGCAACGAAUUCCAUGGUUUGAUUGAUAGAGUUGAGGCCGAGCGCAUGUUGAUGGAAGUCGGUGAAGGUGCCUUUUUGGUACGAGAAUCUCGUCGAUCUCAAGAUGCCUUUACGUUAUGUAUGAUGUUCGAUGGUCGUGUGCUAAAUUACAAGCUGUACUAUGACGGUACUCACUAUGUGGGAGAGAAACGUUUCGAAACCAUGGAGUUGCUCGUUGCAGACGGUUUGAUCUCAAUGUUUAUGGAUAAACACGCUUCAGAUUACAUAAAGCGAAUGGCUGAUGAGGCCAUUUAUGAGCAAAGUCCUUACAUGCAGUAUACGAAGAGCACGGAACGAAAAACACCUGCAGCAAGAUCGCAUAGUUUUACCCAACAUACAUUCAAAAUGCCUCAUUAUUGCGAUUACUGUAGGAAUUUUAUGUGGGGCUUAGUGCAGCAGGGUGUACGAUGCGAGGAUUGUGGCUUUGCCGCUCACAAACGAUGCUCGGAGCAUACGUUGCCUGAUUGCCGACCCGAGGCCCGGUAUGUGAAGAGAAUGUUUGCAGUGGAUCUCACUACAUUAUGCCUGGCUCAUCAAACGCCGAUUCCACCAGUGGUCACUAAAUGCAUUCAAGAAGUAGAAGCUCGCGGACUCAACGUAGAAGGUAUCUAUCGAGUUUCUGGAUCGCACGACCACAUGGAAAAGCUAAAAAGGCAAUUUGAUUCGCAACAAGCAGUGGAUUUGAAUCAAGUAGACGAUAUUCACACCGUCUGCGGCUUGCUGAAACUCUACCUGAGGUUGCUACCUCAACAACUCGUUCCGUUUAGCGUUUACAAAGCUCUUCUAUCAGCUUUCGCGAAUGCACGAAGUGUGCAUGAAAAAACGAGAGCAUGCAGGAAAGCGCUGGAAGAGCUUUCAGAGGCCAAUGCCGUUACAUUGAACGCUUUGCUGAUACAUUUGCGAAAGGUUGCCGAUCAUAGUGCUCAGAAUAAAAUGAGCGUCGAAAAUAUCUCCACAAUUUUUUCGCCCACGCUAUUCUGCACUGGUGCUAUACCGUCAUUGCCCCAGCAACAACAUAUGCUGCUCCAUUUCAUGAUCCGAACACCACGGAUAGUCCCAUAUGUGUAAAGUCUCUUACUGGUUCAUGAUAUUAUUCGAUUUUUGAUAGUUGUUAUUUAUUUGUAUGGUCAUUUCUUAGCAUUAUACUAACCAAAACGCUUUAAAUCACGGUGCAACUCGUUUUUUUUUCUUAGAGAGCUGUGAGCAAAAUUUCUGCUUGUGCACUCGAAUAUUCCCUGCUCAUGAAAGAAACACUUAUUGGGUUUUGCAGCUCAUCAUUUCCCUUUCAGAUUUUUCUUUGAUAACUGCGCAUUUCUAUGCAUUGUUUGGCAAUUUCACUUGUAUUGAAGUCCUGAUGACUCUGUAUUUAUUUGAUCCCAGGUGCACGUUGUAAUUGACUCGUAGUAAGUGAAUUUUAAUGGGCAUGCAUAUUUUUAUUUUUGAGGAAGUCUGCAACAUCAGCGAUAUUGUUUGUUCAUCUAUGAACUUGACUAGAGCGACACAGUAGAAAGUUUCAUUUUGGAAGUUUAAUGGGUCGAAUUUUGGCGAAUAUCGCAUCC
Messenger RNA from Cylicocyclus nassatus, 1854 nucleotides. NCBI's taxonomy places the organism in Eukaryota, Metazoa, Nematoda, Chromadorea, Rhabditida, Strongylidae. The record is from the annotation of a GenBank genome assembly.